Molecule: messenger RNA, 3345 nt
Organism: Aspergillus affinis
Lineage: Eukaryota; Fungi; Ascomycota; Eurotiomycetes; Eurotiales; Aspergillaceae
Gene: mph1
Product: 3'-5' DNA helicase
Exons: 1
Coding region: 1-3345 (1114 amino acids)
Biological process (GO): double-strand break repair via synthesis-dependent strand annealing; interstrand cross-link repair; replication fork reversal
Molecular function (GO): four-way junction helicase activity; four-way junction DNA binding; hydrolase activity
Source: RefSeq, a predicted model, not a curated record
AUGUCCGUCGACGAGGAAGAAUUAUUCGGUGACGGUCUCGACGACUUUUUGGUGGAUGACAUGGCGGAAGAAGGCUCUCCGUCGGAGUCGGAUUCCCCGCGUCCAGCCAAGAAGCGUCGUCUAGAGACUGCCAGACCCCGACCUUCACCCAACGAGAUCGACGAGGCUCUCGAGGCCGAGAGUGAUAGAUACGGCUCCGAUACCGACCUGGGUUCCUUCAUUGACGGUGACGGCUCUUACGGGGCCCCCCGGAGGGAUGACGAGCUGUCCUCCCCCAGCCAAGCAUAUGAGACCACCGACGCAAAAUCCAAGCGCAAGGUGUUUGUCCCCAAGCAGCAAAGCAUCAACCAAGACAACCUGUUUGUGACGCAGCUCACCCAGCCACCCUCACCUCCCGAGAUGCUUCGUGGUCCUCGGUGGCAGAAACCCAAGCCCCAGCCGCCAAGACCUGCGUCUCCGGCAGACCACGGUAACAACGACGGCAACAACGAUGACGAGUUCGGGGACGACGAUAUGGAGGCUGCCCUUGCGGCAUCCGUUCAGUCAUUCGAGCAAGAGCAAGCACGGAACGCUCUUUCCUUUAACCAGAUUACCCCGCUGCCGACUCGAAGUCUUCCCGGUAACCAGAAGACACCGAAGACGACGACAAAGAAGAAGACGGAUACGCCCAAUGCCUCCGGGGACAUGUUUGCCGAGCUCCCAGACGAUGCAUUUGACAUCGACGUCGAUUCCCUCAUCGCCACCUUGCCUCCGCCUCGGCCCACUCCACGACAAACGAGCGGAGGGUCCUUCUCGUCUUUCAACCGGGUCCCCCGUCAAACCACGCUCCUCGGCAUGGUUAAUCGGAAUCCGGCAAGCACUUCGCCCCCCGGAGAAAACACUUGGUGCCCUCCGGAAAAGCAUGGAGAGAAGCCGACACAUCACAAGCUCGUGGAGGACACUCUCGACACCUGGAUUUACCCGACGAACCUGGGCAACACGCGAGACUAUCAGUUCAACAUUGCUCAACGAGGCCUCUACCACAACCUGUUGGUGGCGCUCCCCACGGGUCUGGGAAAGACGUUCAUUGCUGCCACGGUCAUGCUCAAUUGGUAUCGGUGGACCCAGGACGCUCAAAUCAUUUUCGUCGCCCCGACAAAACCCCUGGUGUCCCAACAAGUCUCUGCCUGCUUGGGCAUCGCCGGCAUUCCCAAAUCUCAAACAUCCAUGCUCACCGGCGGCAUCGCGCCGGGUAUCCGAGCAGAGGAGUGGCAAACCAAGCGCGUAUUUUUUCUUACACCACAAACGUUGAUGAACGACCUCAAGUCCGGAAUCGCCGACCCGAAACGCAUUGUCUUGGUCGUUGUCGAUGAAGCCCAUCGAGCUACCGGGGGCUAUGCCUACGUGGAGGUUGUGAAAUUCCUCCAGCGAUUCAAUCAAAGCUUCCGUGUUCUGGCACUGACAGCCACACCGGGCUCCUCCGUGGAAUCCGUACAAGAGGUAAUAGACGGCUUGAAUAUCUCCAAGGUGGAGAUUCGCACGGAGCAGUCGCUUGAUAUUCGACAGUACGUGCACGCCAAAAAAAUCGAGUGGGAGGUUUUCUCGGACUCCGAGGAGCUUAUUCUGUGCAAGGAACACUUUUCCCGUGCUCUCCAGCCACUGGUUGAUAAACUAAAACACCUCAACGCCUACUGGGGAUCGGAUCCUCUAACGCUCACCCCCUUCGGACUCACCAAAACCCGCCAGGAAUGGAUGGCCUCGAAUGCUGGUCGAACGGCAAGCACCGGGUUCAAGAUCAUGAUCAGCUCGAUUUUCACCGUCCUUGCUAGCUGUGCUCACAGUCUUGACCUUCUCAAAUAUCAUGGGAUUACGCCUUUUUAUCGGAGCCAGCUGAAGUUCCAGUCCGGCACCGGCGGCCUGAAGAAUGGGAAAUACAAACAGCAGCUCGUCCAAGAUGAGAACUACAAAAGACUCAUGAGCCAAGUUUCGGCGUGGACAAAGCACCCGGAGUUUAUCGGCCAUCCAAAACUAGCAUAUCUCAAAGAAGUGGUGUUGAACCACUUUCUGGAUGCCGGUGAAGGACGAGACGGGAACACGCAGUCCUCCACCAGAUUGAUGAUCUUUGUCCACUUCCGAGAUAGUGCCGAAGAGGUGAUACGAGUGCUGAAGAGACAUGAGCCUUUGGUCCGACCUCACAUUUUCAUCGGCCAGUCCAGCAACAAGGACUCGGACGGCAUGAAUCAGAAAACGCAGCUCAGCGUCAUCCAGAAGUUCAAAGAGGGGGUCUAUAACACCAUAGUGGCAACUUCCAUUGGCGAGGAAGGGUUGGAUAUCGGUGAGGUAGAUCGCAUUAUCUGUUACGACUCCUCUGCCUCGCCAAUCCGCAUGCUCCAACGUAUGGGACGUACUGGCCGAAAAAGGGCGGGAAACAUCGUGAUACUGCUCAUGCAGGGGAAAGAGGAGCAUUCAUAUCUCAAAGCGACAGAUAAUUAUGAAAAAAUGCAAGAAAUGAUCGCCAGUGGGAAGCGGUUCGCCUACCACACCGACGAGUCCCCACGCAUUCUACCGCCGGGGGUCCGUCCCACUGUCAACAAGCAGAAAAUUGAUAUUCCGACGGAGAAUGACAACCCGGACCUCCCCGAGCCGAAAAAGAGACGAAACGCCCCCAAGAGGCCUCCAAAGAAGUUUCACAUGCCGGACAACGUCGAGACUGGUUUCACCAAGGCGUCGGACCUUGCCACCGGCGGUGCCACGCGAAAAUCAAAACCAAAAAGUAGGCCGAAAGAACGAACACCAACGCCCGAGCUCAUCGAUAUACCGGCCGCUGAAGAUGUUUUGCUGACCGCGGAGCAGCAAAAUGAGCUUGAGCAAUACUACGGCAAUGUUGGCGAGACCAGUCCGCAAUUCACCCGACCCCCUCGCAACGACGCUUUUCCUAAACUGCAAUCAGUUCCAAGACCGACAAAGGCCGUGACGCACGGAUCAGUCACCCGUCGGAUGAUCGGUGCACUACAAACAAUCAAUCAGCUAGGUAUAGACUGCGAGGAACGCUUUCAAAAAGUGUUGAGCCUCGAGUCUCGAAGACCGCCGGAAGAUGCCUUAAUUUCACGCCCACUGCCACCCCCUAGACACAAACGCAAGAAAGGAUCAAAUGAUCAUUCUCAGCCCCUAAAGCCCCUCAAAACUCGUCGAUUGUUACACGAAGUCUGCAACGGCGAAAACUACGCCCCGACCUCCCCGAUACAAGACCAUCCAGAAUCGGUACCCUUCUAUUCCUCGCAGAGAAGCGAAGGCGAGAAGUUUGAUGAGUUUACACCCCCUGAUAUAGACACCAUUUUGAGUCGAAGCACCGAGCGCAGAUCGUAA